Messenger RNA from Plasmodium malariae, 9129 nucleotides. Its product is annotated as conserved Plasmodium protein, unknown function. Gene Ontology annotation, molecular function: protein binding. The record is from RefSeq and is a predicted model, not a curated record. Lineage: Eukaryota; Apicomplexa; Aconoidasida; Haemosporida; Plasmodiidae. The transcript has a single exon. Bases 1 to 9129 code for a protein of 3042 amino acids.
AUGAAUCAGAAAAAAAGUGGUGAUAAUAAAAUAAUUAGACAACAAGGUAGUGCAAACUUUAAAAAGAAAAUCCCCUUCAAAGAAAACAUUUAUAACAACUCAAAUGAAAAAAAAUUUUUUAAGUUUAUGAGUGAUAUAAAUUAUAGUACAUACAAUAACUUGGAUGAUGUAAAUUUAGAAAAGACUUCAAGUAGUAGCAGGAAUAGUGCAUUUUAUAAUGCAAAUAAUGCCAGCAAAAAUAGAAAUCAUCUUUUUAGUACAAAACAAGGAAGUAAGGAAGAAGAUGACGAAGAGGAUGACGAAGAGGAUGACGAAGAGGAUGACGAAGAGGAUGACGAAGAUGACGAUGAUGAGGAAGAGGAUGAGGACGAGGAUGACGAAGAGGAUGAUGGCGAGAAUGAUGAUGAAGAUUAUGAGGAGGACGAGGAUGAUGAGGAAGAGGAUGACACAAACAGCAGCGAAAUAAGCAAUUUCUCCUUGAACAGGAAAAAAAAGAAAAAGACACAACUUAAGAACAGUAGUGGUAGCAUUAACAAUAACAUUAAAGAUAGCAAUAAGAAUAGCAGAAGCAAUAUAAAUAGCAAUAUAAAUAGCAAUAUAUAUGGCAAUAUAUAUAGCAAUAAAAAUAGCAUUAAAAACUGCAAUAAAAAUAGCAAUAAAAAUAGCAAUAAAAAUAGCAAUAGCAAUAGUAAUAACAAUAACAUUAGCAAUAGCAAUAGCAAUAACAUUAGCAAUAACAUUAGCAACAACAUUAGCAAUAACAAUAACAAUAACAUUAACAGUAGAAAUAACAAUAACAAUAACAUUAACAGUAGCAAUAACAUUAACAUUAACAGUAGCAAUAACAAUAACAAUAAUAUUAGCAAUAGAAAUAAAAGUAACAGCAGCAAUAACGUGAAUAGUAACGACGAAAAGAAAAAAAAGAGUUGUUUUUAUAAGGAAUCAAAAAAGUCAAAUAAGAGGAAUAAAGGAAAUUUAAAAAAUUAUAAUUCUGAUUAUUAUGAUAUUUAUUCUAACAUAUACUCUUACUAUGAUAUAUUUACCGAAGAUAAAAACGAAAAAAAAAAAUUGAAAUAUUUUAAUGAUGUAUUUUCAAAUUUUGAUAAAAAACUUGAAAAUAGUGAUAAUAAUUAUACACAAGAUAUGAAUAAAAAAUUGUCGGAAAAUUUUCUACAUAUGAAUUCAACUAGUAAAAAAAGUAAUAAUGUAGUUGACAAUUUUGCUAGUGAUGAAAUUAUUGGUACAAAUUUCAACGAUCAAGCAAGUACUGUAACAAGGAAUGUAUUUAGUAACCUUGAAAAGGUUAGAAGUAAUAUAGGAAUCGUAGGCAAUAAAAUCAUUAACAGUUUAACUAGGAACAACACCAAUAGUAAUAGCAAAAGUAGAAGCAUAAGUAACAGCAAAAGUAAUAACAAAAGUAACAGCAAAAGUUGUAACAUAAGUAACGGCAAUGAUAAUGAAAAAAAUAUUAGAAACAUGAAUGGAGGACUCUUAAAUGAGGAAAAGUUAAAAAAGAACGGUGCAAAGAAAACUCUGCGGAGCAAAUUUCCACUUAAUAACAACAAAAAAAAAGUGUUACAAAAUAAAAAAAAAAAAAAAAAAAAAAGUACUAGUGAAGAUAUAAGCAUGAAUGAUAAAGAGAAUAUAAACUUUGAUGAUGUAAAGAAAAAUAAUAAUGUAGACAUUACCAACAAUUCAGAAAAUGUUUGUACCAAUGAAUUUAUCGAUUUAAAGUGUAAUACAGGCAGUUGUAUUAGAGAAACAAAAAAGGAGUAUAAAGAUUUUACGGAUGACCAUCUUUUUAAAUCAAACAAAAGUAAAAUGAAAAAAAAAAAAAAAAAAGGUAUAAUUCCUGGCGAUAGCAGGGAUGACAGCGAAUUGAGUAGCGGUCAUAGUGCAUACGCAAAAUAUGCCUACACAGUUUGGCAGAAUAACAAAGAGGGAAACAUUAGUCAUAAUAAAAUUAGUGCCAGUAAUGGAAACGGUAAUGGAAGUAAUGAUAGAGAUGGUGCUAGAAGCGGUGCUACAAGCGGCGACAAAAAUGGUGAUAGUGGGAACAGUGCCAGCGCAAAGGCAAGGAGUGGGAGCAAUAUAAGCUUGGACAGCGCAUGUUCGUUCGAAUUAGAGUAUUACGUGGACAAAGAAAACCAGUUAGAGAAGAAAAAGAGCAGCGUAAAGUUUUUAAAAAAUCCUACAAAAAAGAGAAUGUAUAAAUUAAAAAAAAUUGUCGAAAUAUUAGAGUAUUCUAUAUAUAAUGAAGAAAAAAAAGGGUCACAGUUAGAAUCGAAAUUAUAUAACUAUGUAUUAUUAACGAGAGGAUUAAGAAAGGAAAUAACAUAUCUACAAGAGCUAAAUAGUAGCAAUAAAAGCAAAAUGGCUUCAUACGAAAAAGAUAUAUCAAAGCUUAAGGAACAGAAUGAAGAAAUGAAAUUAACUUUAUCCACAUUUGAAAAUGAAUUAAGCAAUUUAAUUAACAAAUUUGAUAGAAAUUUUGCUAAAGAGCUUAUUGACACCAAGUCACAAAACGAUCUGCUUAAAAAAGAAGUCGAAAGAUUGAAAAUGGAAAUUGAGAAAAAAAAUUAUGAAAUAAAAAAAAUUGAAAAUCUCAAUGAUAUGUCGAAGAAGUGUACCGCUGAUAACGCGGCUGGUGCUGAUGGUAUGGCUAAUCCAGGGUACAUCGACGGAAAUACAACAAACAUAGGCAAUUGUCUAUACAGCAGUGGAAAUAGUGGACCUGUGGGUGAACGUAUCGAACACCCCACUGUUGAUCAGAGGAGAAUGAACGGUAUUGGCACCAAUGUACAUAAUAAUUUUCAAGGAGAAGCUGGGACAGAUAAUGUAAAAAAGGCCUAUGAAGAAGUAAGCAGUAAUAAUAAUGAAAAGAGCAAAGAAGUAGUAACGAUGUAUGAAUUUCCUUUCUAUUAUGGUAAUAGCGAUAUAAUUGAUAACAAUAUUAUAGAUGAUUUUAUUUUAAAAAUGAAAACAAUUAGGAUUUCUUAUGAAAAGAGUACAGAAAAAUAUGAUGAUGAAACUAAAACAACAAUAUAUGGAUGUUAUAUAUCCAAUUUUAUAUUACAAUAUAAAGAUAUUUGUAAUCAUCGAAAAAUUAUAAAGCAUUUGCAAGAAUAUUGUAUUAUAGAAGCGAAAAUUCUAAGUAUACAUUUGUGUUUGAAAAAAGAAAGAAAUGAAAACAAAUCAUAUAAAGAUUUAGAAAGAGAGGUUAUAAAACAUUUGGAAAAUACGGAUUUAGAUAAAAAUAAAGAAAAAGUUGCUAUGAUUAAUUCUAUUAUUUUAAUUCUUAUUUUUAAAAAUAUGCAUAUUUUUAAUUUAUAUAAAAUAUUUAUGACUUGCUUAAAAUGUGAUAAUUUUAGGUGGAUUAGAAUUAUAAAGAAAGCACUAUUUCUUAAAUUCUUUGAUAUGUGCUUGAUUGAUACGAACAUUAGGCUGAAUGAUGUACCGAAUAUAAAGGGAGCAAGACUAAUUCAUGCCCUCGCAGUUGUUGGGAGUGAGAGUGGACGCGGCAAUGUCAACAGUGAUACUCCUGUUAGCAUCGAUUUGAUCCAUUAUAACAUCAAACAUCCCAUGUUUUACUGCUCCAAUGAAACGCUAAAAAGAUUUAUGUUAACGAUGUUUCUAAAUUUCUCAUGCGAGCCUAUUAAUCCACAAACUAAUGAUAAUAUAUAUCACUACGUUUUACAGAAAAAAAAUUAUGACUUAAUAAAAUUAUUGAAGUUAUCAGGAAAAAAUUACUAUUAUAUAUUUGAUAAAAAUAUAGAAAAUAAAACACCAUUAGAUUAUGUAGAAAAUGAAGAAAUAAAAAUUGAUUUAAUAUCCAAUUAUAUUUUAGACAUAGCUGGAAAAGGUGCAGAGAAUUACAAAAAUGGUAAUUACGAAAAAGCAUAUGAAUUAUAUACCGAUGCAUUAGAAAAACAAAUAAAAUUAUCAGAGUCAGUACGAAUGGGAAAAUCAAUGAAUGAAAAUAUUGGAAAACUAUAUUAUAAUAGAGCAAGAACAUUAAUGCAUUUAAAUAAAUGGAUUGAUGUAAUAGAAAAUUGUAAUAAUUGUCUAAACUAUAUACCAAAAUAUGUCAACGCAUAUGAUACUCAAAUACAUGCAUAUGAAAAUUUAUUAGAAUAUGAUAAUGCCCUACUUACUUAUAAAAAUAUGUGCUUGAAAUGUAAUAUUAAACCUGAUGAUAAAGAAGAAAAAUUAAAAUCACAAAUAAAUGCUACAUCAUUUCAAAUACUGAAUAUUAAUAAAAAUUGUACUGUUGCAGAAAUUAAGCAAGCCUUUUCUAACCUUUCCAAAAAAUGGCAUCCAGAUAAACUAGGUAUUAAUAUAAGUGCUGAUAUUAAAAAAAGGCACAAUAAUCAUUUUAAAAAAUUGUUCAAAGCUAAGCAGUUGUUACUAAAUGAUGUAGAACGACUUAGGGAGAAGAAGAAAAAGGAAACUAAUUAUGUGUAUCCGCAAAUUAUUGAAGAUGUAAGCGCCAUGAACAACAGGAAUGGGAGCGCAGCCGUAAACAGAAGCACAAACCGAGCUGGAUGCACAAACCAGAAUGGAAGUAACAAUAGAGAGAGCUACAUCAGUAGCGAAGCGGCAUUCAACCAGCAAAAGGAUAUAAAUAGGCAAGAGAAAAAAGGAGAUAUUCAUGAAAAUUCCUUCAGCAGUAACAAUAAUGGCAUAUUCGGGAGCGCUAACAUACCGUCAAAUUUUGUGAAGGUGAAUGAAAGUUAUCACAGCAGCACGAACAAGGACUUCCCUGGGUGCGUAGGGAGUAGUAGCCACAACAAUAAGUCCAACAGUGGAGGCAACGAUGUAGACAACAACCACGGUAUUAGUUACAGUCAUAGUCACAGCCUUAGCCACAGUAAUAAUAACAUUAACAUUAACUCAUUUGGUGAGUGCAAAGACGGUAUGAAUCCAUCGAAAGAUAAAGUGAGGAACCCCAACAAAGGGUUGAAUAGUUGCAGUGAUACGGACUGUAACAAAAAAAAUAAUGUGAACCCAUUUGUAAACAUGUUUGAUGGAAAACAUUCGAAUCUGAAUAAUGAAAAAGUAGAUGAAAAUUUUUAUAAAAAGUUAAAGGAAGAAUAUGCAGGACUAAAUGAUGAUGAAUUAAAUAAUUUUAAAACGAAAAUUUCAAACUCGAUAAAUAACCUUAUACAAACAGAAGUAAACUUAAAGAGAGAAUACCAAGAAUUAUGUGUUAAGGAAAAAACAAAUGUUAUCAUGAACACGCGGUUGUGUGUACUGCAGGAGAUACAGAAGGCUUUGUGUGUGCGCCUUGAUAAAGAAAGAAAAUUAAAAGUUAUUGAAAAUAUUCUUAAAAACAGGAGCGAUGAAAAAUUGGUACAUACAAACAAGGGGGACAGUGGCACCGGAGGUGGUAGCGGUGAGGAUAAUGGAAUCGAUAAUAUAGACAAAGAUACCUUACCAAAGAGCUCAAAUGAAGAAGAGGAUACAGAUGGAAGGAAAAAUGAUGCCUUAAAAAAGAGCAAAGAUCAGAACAAUAAUGAAGAGGGUAAUGGGAAAAAGGUGUUUAAAGGGAUGAAGGAUAAUUCAUGUGAAGAUGUGAAAAACGUGGAAGUAGAAAAAAUUGCACAAAAGGAGAAAAAUGUGGAAAUGGAGAAAAACGGGGAAAGAAGAGAAGGAAGUGUUGGCAAGAUUCACAUAGAGGAACAGCCAAAUGAAACAAAAAAAAAGAAAAAUUACGAGAAGCUUUACCAUGUAGAUAAAAAGAGACAUGCUGAGGAUAUCCAUGUGGAAGAAACAGAUGUGAAAAAUUACCCAGAUCAGAAGGAAUAUGACGAACAUAAUAGCAGAAGAAGAAAUGAACAUAAGGUGGAAUACGAAAAGACGUUUCAAGAAAUGCUGAAAGAGAGCAAUUUUUUAGAAAAAAAAAUGAAUGAUGGUAGUAGUAAUGGUAGUAGUAAUGGUAGUAAUAAUAGUAGUACUACUAGUGCAAAGGAGUAUUAUUAUUACAAAGGUGAAAAUGAAAAUAAUGAGGAAAAGAAAAAAACUAAAUGUAGAGAACCAUUGGAUGCAGGAAUUAAUAAGAAAAAAAUAGGUAACAGUAUGGAACGUACGGGAAGCAGUAGAGAGGGCAAGAUUAGGAAAGCGAGAAAAGCCAAAGAUGGAAAAGAAAGCAGAGACAGCAGAAACAGCAGAGACAGCAGAAACAGGAGAAACAGCAGAAACAGCAGAAACAGCAGAAACAGUAGAAACAGCAGAGAUAUCAAGGGAGACGACAAUUUCGAAGGCAACAGAGAGUUCAAAGGUGGAAAACAAAGCGGAAAGGAGUGGGAAGAAGAGCACAAAGUGAAUGAAUCAAAUAAGAAAAAAAUGGAUAAGUUCAAAAUGACCGAUGACGAUAAUUUUAUGUUUAUGGAUGAUAAAAAUAGCGUGUACCACGGGAAUAAAGAGACCAACAUAAUGUUCGAAGGGAAUGAAAAGGAUAACAAUGUUUUUGAAAAUAUUACAACAAAAAAAAACUCCAACCAGUCAUUCAGAUAUUCAAACCUUCCCAUGGAAAAUAUGAGAAUAAAUGAUUACGAAAAAAGCACGAACAAUAAUAUUUCAGGAGAUAACUUUUUAUUUAUAAAUAAAAGUAGUAGAAAAGAUUACAUUCAGGUGAACAUUUCGAGCAAUGUGAACAAUGCGAAGAAUGAUGAAUCCCUAUUUUUUCAAGAAAAUCGAAAUGAUAAUAAUUUUUCGAAAAAGGAAACUAUUAUGUCUAAUAGUCAAAAUUUUGAACAGCAUCAUCACAAUGGAAUGUCCUCAAGUAACUCGAACUACGACGCAAAUGGGAGUAACACAAACGAACUUAAAGCAACUAAUGACGCUACGCAGGGUACCACAAAAAGAGGAGAUGCACACACGCGUUUAAGACAGGAGGAAGAUAAUUAUGAAAAUUACGAAAAUGGUGAAAAUCGUCAAAAUUGUGAAAAUCGUCAAAAUUGUGAAAAUCGUCAAAAUUGUGAAAAUCAUCAAAAUUGUGAAAAUCAUCAAAAUUAUGAAAAUUAUCAAAAUUAUGAAAAUCAUCAAAAUGGUGAAAAUCAUCAAAAUGGUGAAAAUCAUCAAAAUUGUGAAAAGUACGAAAAAAAUAUUCAAAGCGAAGAUGAUGCAAAUAAUAAUAUGGGCAAUGUGAAUUUUAUUAAUGAAGAGUCCUUUUAUGGAAAAGUUUUUAACAAUGUUGACAAAGCUACAUUUUCAGUUGAACAGGAAGAUGACUACCCGUACCGUAAGAAAAAAAUGAACGACAGUAGUGACACUGGUAAUGUUAACUUUAUUACAGGUAGUAAUAAUGCUAACAAUAUGGGAAAUAAGAAUAAUAAUAUAAUUAUAGGCAAUGAUACAAAUAACACAAACAGUAGUAAUUCCAUAACUAACAUGAUGAACGCGAAAGAUUCCGUGAAUAACCUGAUGAACUCCAGUAAUUCCAUGACGAAUAUUAUGAAUGCCAAUAAUUCCAUGAAUGACUUGAUAAAUGGGGAAAACCACGUUAAUCUUUUCAGAGUUGACCUAUCCAGCGAUAAUAAUAGUGUCGACGAUUAUUUUGAAAACAAUUCUUAUGCUACACUGAACUCGCGCAAUAUACAUUUUUUAGAUAAAAAAAAUCAUCCUUUUAAAAUUAGCGAAAAUAAUGAAGAAGAGGAAUAUAUGAAUGAUAAUAACGGGGCUUGCCUAAUAAAUUAUAGUAGUGGUGGUAGUGCAGCUAAAAAGGAAAACAAGGUAACUUCUUCAUUAUUUCGUGGAAGUAAUAACAGUUUUACCAACAAAAAUGUAGACAUAAGCAUGGGAGGACGAGGAUACAAGAACAUUACCUUUAACAACGUUGGAAGUAACAAUUCAGCCAAUUUGAAUUCCAUAUAUAAGGAAAAAAAUUUUCAAAGAGAUCUAAUAUAUUCCAAUGAUAAUUUUAACAGAGAGAAAAAAAUUAACACUAUGAAAGGCUCAAAUAAUAAAUACACAAGCGAUAAUGAAGGAGGAGUAAAGGGAGAAAUUUUUUACAACUUGUACAACGACAGUGGCAGCAGCAACUACAGCAAUCGUAACAGUAACAAUAAAAAAAGCAGAACGAGCAACAAUCAAAUGAGCAACGAUCGAAUGAGCAACGAUCGAAUGAGCAACGAUCGAAUGAACAACGAUCGAAUGAACAACGAUCGAAUGAACAACGAUCGAAUGAGCAACGAUCGAAUGAACAAUUUUGAAUCAUCCUUUUUCAAUAAGAACUCCGCUCCUUAUGAUUCCGUUUCAAACAUUAGAAGCAGCUUUGAUAAAAAUUCCUACCCAAAAAAGGAUGACGAUAACGCUGAUUCUUUUUUAAAUUAUAAUAAUGAGUUUGAUGAUAAUUUUAAAAAUAAAGUAACUAAUAAUAUAUUUUUUAAUUCACUUAAUAAUCAGCAUUACAUGGACGACAAUGAUGUGGAUAAUGAUUAUUUGGACAAUACUGCUGAAAAAGAUGUUGACGUGGAUGCUCACGUCAGAGAACACGUUAAUGAUGAUGUCGAUACUGCCUUCCAUAUCGAUGAUGUUAAAGGAAAUUGUAAUCAAAAUUCCCUUACUAGAGACAUAAAAGGAAGCAAAAAUUACCAGUAUGAAAAGAAUAAUGAUGCAUAUAAUAAUGAAAUAUUAGAUAAUAAAACUGAUAAUUUAAUGUACGAUGAAACGGACUUUUUAAAUAGUAAUUCCAAUUUGUACAAUAACCUGAACAGGUCAUAUAAUUAUGAGAAUUCAAAACUUAGAAGUUCAAUGAUGUUUCUAAAUGAAAAUGUAGAGAAAAACCAAAACAUAAUGAGAAUAUUUUCCAAUGAUUUAAAUUCUAUAUCUUUAGAAAAAGAACAAGAUGAAAAAAAUAAAUUUACAUUUAUUGAUAAUUUAGAAAAACUAAAAUAUAAAAAUUUUAAAGAAAAAAUCACAACUGAUGAAAAUAAUUUAACCAAGCCAAAGAAAUCAUCUUUUGAUAAAAUAAAUACAAAAGCCAAUGGAGACAAAUCUAAAUCAAGCGACCCCAAUCAAAGUUCCUUUCCAAAAAAAAAUGGUAGUAGUGAUGAUAAGCAAAAGGACCUUGAUCAAAAUAAGAAGAGUAAACUUAAAGCCAAGGAUAACAACAAGCCCACAGAAUGA